Messenger RNA from Helobdella robusta, 1644 nucleotides. RefSeq lists its product as hypothetical. The transcript has 3 exons. The record is from RefSeq and is a predicted model, not a curated record. Lineage: Eukaryota; Metazoa; Annelida; Clitellata; Rhynchobdellida; Glossiphoniidae. Bases 1 to 1644 code for a protein of 547 amino acids.
AUGCUACUCAUUCACCCCAACACAUCUGGUCAAGUGAUCGGACACCGGGUUAUAAACAGUAGAAGGCCUUUCAUGAAAAAUAACAACAACAACUCUAACAAUAAUCAAAGCUUUAACAAAACCCUUAGUGACAUUAAUAGACAUAACAAAAAUCGGUAUAACAUCUUAAUCAGCGACAACAUUAAAAUUAAAACCAACGCAGGUGGCCAAGACAACAACAGCAUUACUAAUUUUCGAUCAAAUGAUCAACGAACCAGUUGGGUAGGUACAAUACACAACGACUCGCUUUUCAGUGAAAAUAAUAAUAACUUCACUGAUAUCACUCGCGACAACAAGAACAACUACUACAAUUUUUCAAACCGCAGCAAAACCAAUUUCAAACAGUCGCAGUAUCAAUCAUCGCACGUACGUCAACACCAAGGUUUCAACUCAAUGAAUAAUAACAUCUCCGAAGGCCAACAACAACAAAAAAUUCAAAAUCGACUCAAAACAAAAUUUUUAAACAACAACAACAACAACAACGAUAAGAGCAGAAACGUGGAGUACUUGAUAGGUUACGGCAGCAGCAGCAGCAACGCAUACGACGCCUACUCGGUGACAGUCAUCAUCAUUAUAACAACAAUAUUUGUUUUCGUUACGACGUUGGCCAGUGCAGCUGUUCUCGUUUGCUGGUGCAAAAAAAGUUCAGAAAAUUCAAAACGCUUUAAAAGGAGACGAAGAAAAAUAAAUAAAGAGAAAGAUUAUUUUAAAAACGUCGAUGGUGACGUCUACUGCUAUGACGAUGUUAACAAAGAUGAUGAUGACGAGGACGACGAAGAUGAUGAUGACGUUAGUGAUGAUGAAGAGGCAGAAUUUUGUGAAAUGAUGAAGUUGACGGGCUCCGAUGACAGCGAUUAUGAAGUCACCACCACAAGCCUCACUGAAAAGGUUGAAAACGCCUCAAGUUACCAGAGCGAGCUGGAGCAGCGUGAUGAUGGCGAAGUUCUUCAUGAUGAAGAUAAUAAUAGAAACAGUGAUGAUAAUAGUGGCGAUGAGCAGAUUUACAAUAGUGAUGAUGACGACGAUGACGGUGGUGAGAACAACGAAAGUCUUGCAGAUAGUAACAAUGAAGCGCUGAUGGAUGGGUUCGGACACCAUCAAUUUGAUUCAACGGCAACUUGUAAUUGCAACUUUCCUAAUAUAAAUUCCACCCACUGCAACAAACGCAACGAACGACGCCUCAACGACAGCAAAAACUACAAUGAAAACUGCUACGACAACAACAGCUGCUUCAACAACUUUCACAAACAAAAUUUUGUUUCAAACACCAAAGAAAAAAAUUUCUCUUCAAAGAACACUGACGUUAUUCACAAAUCAAACAAAUAUAUUGAUAACCCGAACAAUUUCAACUCUGUGCCGAGCAACAACAAACACGAAAAUAAAAUUAAAGUCAACAACAAAUCAAACGCAAACUUCCCAAACAACAAUCUCGGAAUCAUCGGCUACAUGUUGCCGAAGCAAACCAACUACGCCAACAUGAACAUCGAGAAAGACAAAAGUGUGCUCAUGCUUAUAAAGACACGCAAGAAUGGAAUAGAGCACGCGAAACCGAUCGUUCGUCUUAAUAUGAAAAUUUGCCAAAAAUUUAAACCAGCUACCUCAUAA